Messenger RNA from Hermetia illucens (black soldier fly), 1311 nucleotides. Its product is annotated as odorant receptor 2a-like. The coding region runs from base 2 to 1123 and encodes 373 amino acids. Gene Ontology annotation, biological process: detection of chemical stimulus involved in sensory perception of smell; sensory perception of smell. The record is from RefSeq and is a predicted model, not a curated record. The transcript is spliced from 3 exons. Gene Ontology annotation, cellular component: plasma membrane. Gene Ontology annotation, molecular function: odorant binding; olfactory receptor activity. Lineage: Eukaryota; Metazoa; Arthropoda; Insecta; Diptera; Stratiomyidae.
CAUGUCGAACAAAGUUGUUAGCAGUGAUGCCUUCAAGUUUCAUUUUAAAUUUUGGCAAAUCCUCGGUGUUUAUCCCACCAAGGGAUGCAGGUUUUUGUAUAUUUUGAUAAUAGCCAUAAGUACCAGCAUACCAGUUGCUAUGACAGCUCUCCUGUUCUACCUAGACAGUUUGAAGGACAUCUUGUCGAAUCUAUCAGUGAAUAUUACUUGCAUCGCAGUCAAUUUGAAAUUCGGGGUCAUCUUGUUCCGACGACGAAACAUUCUGGACGUUAACACUUGGGUUGACAGAUUGGAUACUCGCGCUUCUUCUGCACAGGAACAGGAAUGUCUUCGUUCAGCAGUUCAAAUAGCGCAUAAAAUGUUUUAUUUGACGUGUGUAAUGUUUACCGGGGCAGUUAUUUUAGGCGAAUUCGGGGCUCUUCUAUCACAUGGAAAAGCAAUUAUGUUUCCCGCCUGGUAUCCAUUCGAUUGGGAGCAUUCGUCCUGGAAAUAUUUGAUUGUUCAUGUGCAUCAAACCAUAGUAUCUGUACUAUUUGUAUUGCAGAAUGUUUCCAAUGAUACUUUCCCAGCCAUCUACAUGCUUGUACUAACGAGUCAUGUGAAGACUUUGAACAUUCGAAUCAGGAGAUUGGGUCUGGAUGCAGCUGAGUCCUGGCAAGACACCAGUGCAGAAUUGAUACAGUGUAUCAAAGAUCAACAAAUGCUAGUUGCGUAUUUUCAAACGGUCCGAAAAAUCACUUCGACUGCAAUUUUCCUCCAAUUUUUCGUCACUGGAAUGGAAGCAUGCAUCACUGCUGUUUGUGUAUUUUGUGUUGAAGGCGAUUUAUUUGAAAUAAUGUUUCUCGCAGAAUAUUUUCUCUGCGUAAUUCUGGAAAUACUCCUUGACUGUUAUUUUGGAGAACAACUUGCGGGCGAAAGCGAGCGCAUGACAGAUGCUAUUUACUCCUGCAAUUGGACGGACAAAGAUAAAACGUUCAAAAAGAAUUUGAUCAUAUUUAUGCAGUCAACACAGGAAAACAUGACCAUUGUUGCUGGAGAAAUUUUCUUAGUCAAUUUGACAACCUUUGUUUCGGUUCUCAAACAAUCAUAUUCUCUGUUCGCAGUUUUGAUGAGUAUGACAUAAGACAUUGUCAUAUUUCCAGGUUGAUUGAGUUUUUUUGCACUAGUGUUUUGAAUGUUCUUGAAAAUCAGUUAAAAAUAAAAAAAAACGUUGCUGUCACCAUAGGUUUUAGUACAUUAGAGAAGUGUAGCAAUAAAAAACAUGUAUUGAUGCUUAUUCAGUUUAAUAAAAUGCUUUGAAGUUAAUUACUA